GCAUAAAAGUCUUUGUAGGCAGAAGCUUGCGCGCGCAUGUCUCAGUUGAUUCUUGGGAUUGGUCAACCUUAUUUUUGCCCAGAUUCUCUUUUCAUGUAGGUUCUGAAGCAGUGGCUAUGGCUGGAAUUCUAAAGAAGACCACUGGGCUAGUGGGGCUAGCUGUAUGUGAAACUCCACAUGAUCGCCUCAGGAUACUCUACACAAAAAUUCUUACUGCUCUGGAGACUAUGCCCAGAGAUGCAGCGUAUAGGAAGUAUACGGAGAGAAUUAUCAGUGAUCGGUUUGAUAUGGUAAAAACAGAACCCAGUGUGGAAAAAUUGGAAAACAAAAUCAAUGGUGGACAGAUAGAAGAAGUGAUUUUGCAGGCUGAAAAUGAGCUCUCCCUAGCCAGGAAAAUGGUACAGUGGCGACCAUGGGAGCCUUUAGUUGAAGAACCUCCAGCUGACCAGUGGAAAUGGCCAAUAUAGUUGCCACUAUUUGUAGUUUUGGGAAUAGAAAAACAUUUCAUUAAAUCUAUGCUGGACAUGAAUGAAAA
This is a messenger RNA of Elgaria multicarinata webbii, 535 nucleotides long. It is a transcript of the gene NDUFA5, whose product is annotated as NADH:ubiquinone oxidoreductase subunit A5. The record is from RefSeq and is a predicted model, not a curated record. The coding region runs from base 117 to 467 and encodes 116 amino acids. NCBI's taxonomy places the organism in Eukaryota, Metazoa, Chordata, Lepidosauria, Squamata, Anguidae. Gene Ontology annotation, biological process: respiratory electron transport chain. The transcript is spliced from 5 exons.